AUGGUCAAUUUUCUUGCAACAUCAAGUCCAUUCAAGUCAUCUCUUGGAUCAGGUUCGGUAUAUCCAAGUUCUUUUGCUCUUAGAACUUCAGCCGACCACAAUCCACCGGCCCCUUCAGUUGGAGUAAAUGAGUUGAACAGAAAAGACAUCGUACCACUAAAUACCCCUUCAAUCUUGAUGACCUCAUCGCCUGUGUCAAUAAGAUCAUUCAAGGUCGAGAUAACUGGUAGUCCUGCGCCAACUGAACUUUCAUGGAAUAUUCGAGCGCCAGAUUUUGUUGCUGCUGUAAAUAUGUCUUGCCACAGAUGUAAUGACCCAGAAAAUGCUUUUUUAUUUGGGGUCACAAUAUUGAUUCCCUUGGCCAGGAACUGA
Blumeria graminis f. sp. triticale is the source of this 372-nucleotide messenger RNA. Lineage: Eukaryota; Fungi; Ascomycota; Leotiomycetes; Helotiales; Erysiphaceae. The record is from the annotation of a GenBank genome assembly.